Messenger RNA from Clonostachys rhizophaga, 312 nucleotides. The record is from the annotation of a GenBank genome assembly. NCBI's taxonomy places the organism in Eukaryota, Fungi, Ascomycota, Sordariomycetes, Hypocreales, Bionectriaceae.
AUGACGAGGCGGGAAUACCCAUUCCCUAUCAUGAUCGGGGGGAAAUUCUACGAGAUCCUCGAGGAGCAUCAAGACGACAACAAUGGUGAAAGCAACCAGGAAUCUUUGCGGGACAUCAAGCUCGUCGCCGUCUUUGGUGGACAAAUGACAAAGCCCAGGAAGUUUCGUGGCAAGUUCAGAAUCUACAUUUGGCCGGUUAUUGAAACAAGUCCCGGUUUUUGGGUGCGAGCCUCUUAUAUGAGUACGGUGAUUUUUCAAGAUAUGUGGAACAUCCUUCCGCGGAAGAAGUGGGAGCUCAUCACGAUCGUAUAG